UUUAUAAAUGGCUCAACGACUCCAGAUCGCUUGCUUUGCGCUGUCGCAGGACGGGAGGUUGGUCGCGACGGCGAGUAGUAAGGGGACCCUGGUCAGGGUUUUUAGCGCCGUCGAUGGGACGCUGCUCCAGGAGGUGAGGAGAGGUGCUGACCGAGCAGAGAUAUAUAGCUUGGCUUUCUCAGAGAACAUGAAGUGGCUGGCUGUUUCAAGUGACAAAGGAACUGUCCAUGUGUUCAACCUCAAAGUUAAUUUGGGCUUGACAGGAAAUGACCAGCCUCGGCCUGCACCAGAGUCAAACACUCCAGCUGCGGCUUCAUCCUUGACCUUUAUUAAAGGUGUGUUGCCAAAAUUUUUUAAUUCAGAAUGGUCAGUGGCGCAAUUCCGAUUGCAUGAAGGUACUCAUUACAUUGUCGCUUUUGGCCAUCAGAAGAAUACUGUUGUUAUCCUAGGGAUGGAUGGAAGCUUCCACAGGUGUGUAUUUGAUCCAGCCAGUGGCGGAGAGAUGAAGCAGUUGGAAUGCUACAGUUUCUUGAAACCCGACGAAACCUCAUAAUACAACUGGCAAAUGGUUUAUUUCCUUAUAUAGAUACUGGUAAGAUUGUAAAUCACGAAAUAGGCACUUCACUUGUUCAGGAACUGAAUAAGGUGUAAAUAUGCUAUAGCUUGCUUGCUAAUAUAAAUGUUUAUAAUUAUAUGCUACAACUUGCAGAUAUUAAUGUUUGGACCUUUGUAGAUUCUCCUUGUGCAUACCAAAUGAAAUCGAUGUAAAUUUGAAUAUCUCAACCUAUAGUACGAGCAAAUGGCUUGUUUCUUGAUUGAA
Messenger RNA from Asparagus officinalis (garden asparagus), 820 nucleotides. Its product is annotated as autophagy-related protein 18a-like. The transcript is spliced from 4 exons. Gene Ontology annotation, cellular component: phagophore assembly site membrane; cytosol; extrinsic component of membrane. Gene Ontology annotation, biological process: protein lipidation; nucleophagy; protein localization to phagophore assembly site. Gene Ontology annotation, molecular function: protein binding; phosphatidylinositol-3-phosphate binding; phosphatidylinositol-3,5-bisphosphate binding. The record is from RefSeq and is a predicted model, not a curated record. Bases 8 to 553 code for a protein of 181 amino acids. NCBI's taxonomy places the organism in Eukaryota, Viridiplantae, Streptophyta, Magnoliopsida, Asparagales, Asparagaceae.